AUGGGACCUGUCAAAUUCUCUCCCGACACUGAUAUUCCCAGCCAGAAUGGUAAAGUCAUCCUCAUCACGGGAGGGAACUCAGGACUGGGUCUUGAGACUGCUCGGCAGCUGUUAAAGCAUGAACCCUCAAGGAUCUUCCUCGCGUGUCGCAGCAAAGCAAAGUUUGACCAAGCCGUCAAUGACCUGCGACAAGGGGGCGCCAACACCGACGCGAUAUCUUUUCUAGCGCUUGAUCUCGCUUCCCUGGCGAGUAUCAAAUCUGCCGCUGCAGAGUUCCAGACAUCUUCCACCCGACUCGAUAUUCUUAUUAACAAUGCUGGCAUCAUGAUGACGCCAGAGGGUCGUACCGAGGAAGGCUACGAGAUCCAGAUUGGCACGAACCAUAUGGGCCAUGCUUUUCUCACUCAUCUCCUUCUGCCGAUUCUUGAGGAGACCACCAAGAUCAAUUCUGACGUGAGGAUCGUAUUCCUUUCUUCGAUGGGAGAGUCCAUGUCGCCAAAGAAUCCAUACCAGUUCGACCAAUUCAACACCACCAUGCCUAGCUACUCUUCAACAUCGCGCUAUGCGAUAUCGAAGCUCGCAAACGUCCACUACACCGCAGCCCUUGCCGAGCGAUAUCCCAAUAUCAAAGUCAUUAGCGUCCACCCAGGAGUCGUACAGACGAACCUCGCAGCACCGCUUAUCAAUCACAGUCUUAUCUUGGGAACACUCACAAGGCUUGCAUUAAGCUUCAUCGCUGUUGACGCUUCCAAGGGUGCAUUGAAUCAGUUAUGGGCGGCGACUGAUCCUAAAGCUGAAAGUGGGGUAUUUUACCAUCCUGUUGGUGUGACGGGUAAGGGGAGCAAACUGAGUCAGGAUAAAGAUGCUCGUGAAAAGCUUUGGGAAUGGACGCAGCAAGAGAUCAAGCAGCACCUCGACUGA
Molecule: messenger RNA, 921 nt
Organism: Fusarium fujikuroi IMI 58289
Lineage: Eukaryota; Fungi; Ascomycota; Sordariomycetes; Hypocreales; Nectriaceae
Product: Bli-4-like alcohol dehydrogenase
Exons: 1
Coding region: 1-921 (306 amino acids)
Source: RefSeq, a predicted model, not a curated record